Colletotrichum graminicola M1.001 is the source of this 1398-nucleotide messenger RNA. RefSeq lists its product as uncharacterized. Gene Ontology annotation, cellular component: plasma membrane. The record is from RefSeq and is a predicted model, not a curated record. The coding region runs from base 1 to 1398 and encodes 465 amino acids. Lineage: Eukaryota; Fungi; Ascomycota; Sordariomycetes; Glomerellales; Glomerellaceae. The transcript has 4 exons. Gene Ontology annotation, molecular function: G protein-coupled receptor activity. Gene Ontology annotation, biological process: cell surface receptor signaling pathway; adenylate cyclase-activating G protein-coupled receptor signaling pathway.
AUGAAGGACAACUUCAGCGCAAUCUACCCAAGAACGACUGACGACGACAGCUUUCUUGGAACAAUCGAAAAGAUCAGUUCCAUCUUAUCCUUGCUGGGGGUCAGCUUAAUAUUUGUCGCCUUUUGGGCCUCCCAGCGCAUGCGAUCCGUUCGCAAUCUCUUCAUCCUACUUGCCUCAGUCUCCAACUUUUGUGCAAGUAUCGCCUGUAUCAUAGGCCGUGAUGGACUUCGCCUUGGCGUAGACUCGGCGUUAUGUAAGGCGCAAAGCGUAUUGCUAGAAUCCUUUUUGCAGUCGGACCCCUGGUGGUCCUUUGCUAUGGCUAUUAACGUGUUUCUUAUUUUCUUUGCCAAUGUCGACGUAUCAUUAUUUCGACGAUAUCUCUGGGUCUACUGUAUAAUAUGCUUAGGGGGCCCUCUGAUUCUAGGCCUCUGCUUACUAUCCAUCAAGCCGAAUGAGCCAGACACCUCGAUAUACGGUAAUGCUUUCUUAUGGUGCUGGAUUACUCCUGAAUGGGGUCAUCUUCGAAUUUUUGCGUUCUAUGUACCAACCUGGUGCUGCAUAUUCGGCUCAGCUGCUAUCUAUCUCGCCAUUGGGUACCACGUAUUUCACAGGCGGAACCAACUUGCGAAGCUUAACUCGAGCAACCUACGCAACAAUGCUGGACGCUUUUUAGACUUAACUGAAAAUACAUCCACCGGAAAGACCCCUACCGACAGCACUGGGGACGAUAUAAGUGCAGCGACGGAAGGACCGGUUACGACGAUUGAACUUGAGGCUCAGCUGCCUCGGACGCCAAGUGCGGCAAUGAUAAACAGUUCUGUGAACGCAAAAGCGCAAGAGCAGGCCCCAUGGGAUAUGAUUAAUGAGGAGGCUGUUCCGCAGGGUAGUCCGCGGUUUGGCACAACUUCCUCUACUCCGCCCCCGCCAAAGCCCCGACGCUCUAUCAUUCGGCGCAUCGCCCCCAUCAACAGAAAGAUUCAAUCACGAUUAAAGGAGAUUGAUCCCAUAAAGCUUGAAUAUCUCCGAACCUGCUCUUUAUUUGCUGUUUCCGUACUUAUCACAUGGACGCCCAGUUCAAUCAACGUAUUAUACGAAUAUGUCAGGCCGGAGGAUGUCAGUUUGGGUUUAAACACUACGAUCGCUAUCGUGCUACCACUUCAAGGAGCCUGGAAUGCGGGCAUAUUUUUCUGGACCAGUUGGUCAACUGUCAGAGAAGAAUGGACCGAAGUAAGGUUACGUCGCCAGGAGCGCCAUCUCGACAAUCACCGUGACCGUUGCAGAUGGCCAAGGGCUACAUUGUUAACGGGCGACGUGAAGCAUCGCUUGAAAUGCUAUCUGCAUCGGCGUAAAGGCGAGACUAACCGAGAUCAAAGCCGCGAUAUUCCACUGUUAACGUAG